UCUGUCCAUCAUCUCUUUCUUCCCCAAAACAACCCAUCAUCUAUUCUUCCUCCCAAAACCCUUUUCUAUUCUCUGUCAACACAGAGAAGCUACAGAAACGGCCAUCGUUGCCGACAUGAGAGAGAUGAAAUCGGUUAAAAAGGCUCGAAAACAAACUUUAGGGUUUCUAACGAAGACAACGAUUGGAGAAAAAAAAAAGAGAAAGGCCAACAACAGGCGGCGGAACCACGGCGGUACGCCGUCGUUUGCGUCGUCCCUAUACGGUAGCCUACUUCUGCAAUUGAGAUCGCGAAACAGAGCUCUUAAAUUAAACGAAAUUUGUUGCGAUGAUACAUCUGUUAUCGAUCUCAGUAGGCUUUGUAUGGUAUAUAUUCUAAGUUUUGUUGAAAUCAAGACUGAAGCAGACAAUCUUCUACUUGCAAGACACGAGGAGGCUAUGAUGAUGAGUUUCGGUUUGACGAAAGAUGUGAUUUUUAUGUGUCCUGACGUGGCAGCCGAGAUGAUCAUGUGGCAUUAUGUUGCAAGGGAUGGAAGCCCAUGGGAUGUGGAGGUCAACCCUCGUAUGAUGGAAUAACUUGGGAAGGAAAUAAAAGUGUGGAUCAAAAUUUUGGUACUCAUUUUGUAUUCUAAUUUAUAAACUCUUCCCACCAUUGGUGUCUUAAUUAUAUGUAAAGAAAGUUUGUUAACCUGUUAUUACGAAGUUGGUGUUGCGAUCACCAUGCCGUCACAACACGUUAGUGACCUAACUAUGUUUUACACUUCA
This is a messenger RNA of Helianthus annuus (common sunflower), 763 nucleotides long. RefSeq lists its product as uncharacterized. The record is from RefSeq and is a predicted model, not a curated record. Lineage: Eukaryota; Viridiplantae; Streptophyta; Magnoliopsida; Asterales; Asteraceae. The coding region runs from base 116 to 574 and encodes 152 amino acids. The transcript has 4 exons.